Benincasa hispida (wax gourd) is the source of this 2027-nucleotide messenger RNA. Its product is annotated as protochlorophyllide-dependent translocon component 52, chloroplastic-like. Gene Ontology annotation, cellular component: cytoplasm. Gene Ontology annotation, molecular function: 2 iron, 2 sulfur cluster binding; chlorophyllide a oxygenase activity. NCBI's taxonomy places the organism in Eukaryota, Viridiplantae, Streptophyta, Magnoliopsida, Cucurbitales, Cucurbitaceae. The record is from RefSeq and is a predicted model, not a curated record.
UUCCGUUAAUUGGCGCUAAAAUGUUAUUGAAUAAUUCCGAAGCCCAUUAUCCAGUUCAUCAAUGGCUGAAAACCUUUCAAACUUUUCUUCUCCGCAAGUUUCCAUCUACUCCAUGAUCGAUUUCCAGACUUACACGCCUUGAUUUCAAAUUUUCCGCUUCAAGAGGCGUCAGAUUGUUCCAUUUCCCCACUCUAGGAACCAGAAUUAGAAUCAGAACCAGAAUCAGAAUUAACCAUGGAGGUUGCGAGAAUUUCUUCUCCUCGUCUAAUUCACAUCUCAACCACACUCAACAAAUCCCUAACCCGCAAUCCCUACUACGUCGCCUCGAAUCGGAAUCCGCUGCCGAGAUUGAGAUCAUCUUUCAAUUUCAAGACGACGACCCAUCGAAAUGUGUUGAGGAAGUGCGAAUUACUUCGCACGGCCAUGGCGUCCGAUGUGGUAACUACAGAACAACCGGAGAUGGAGGAGGAGAAGUUCGAUUGGUUUGCGGAGUGGUAUCCGGUGAUGCCGUUGUGCGAUUUGGACAAGAGAGUGCCGAUUGCGAAGAAGGUUUUAGGAUUGGAUUUGGUGGUGUGGUGGGAUCGGAAUGAGAAUGCGUGGAAGGUGUUUGAUGAUAGUUGUCCUCAUAGAUUGGCGCCGUUGUCGGAAGGGAGGAUCGAUCAGUGGGGGAGACUGCAGUGUGUGUACCAUGGAUGGUGCUUUAAUGGCUCCGGUGACUGUAAAUUCAUCCCUCAGGCGCCCCCUGAUGGUCCUCCGGUUCACUCAUCCAAGAAGGCAUGCGUAGCUGUAUACCCAAGCACAGUGCAGAAUGGCAUAGUAUGGUUCUGGCCAAACUCGGACCCCAAAUUCAAAGAUAUCAUUAUGGAGAAGAAACCUCCCUUUAUUCCGGAGCUGGACGACCCAUCUUAUGUUAAGUUAGAGGGCAACAGGGAUAUGGCCUACGGGUAUGAGAUACUGAUUGAAAAUCUGAUGGACCCUGCCCAUGUUCCAUACGCUCACUACAGGAUAAUUCCAGCCCCUCCAUCAAUAACAAACAGAGUGAAAGCUGACAGGGAAGGUGGCAGACCACUCGAAUUGAUUGUUGAAAAGUUAAAAGCAGAUGGUUUUGUUGGCAAACAAGAAAGGCUCCGUCACAAGUUUUUUGCACCUUGUGUCUAUUAUUUCUUCCUUGACCCAGAGUUGGUUCAAGAAAAUGUAGAGAGCUCCAGCAAGAACGAUGAAUCUGUAUCAUCAACUGCAAAUGUAAAGAAACCGCCAACUGAAAUCUCGCAGCGAAGAUCAUUUCUGGUUUUCUUCUGCAUCCCGGUUAGUCCAGGUAAAAGCAGAAUCAUAUGGGCCUUCCCUAGGAACUUUGGGAAAUGGGUAAACUAUAUUGUCCCACGAUGGAUAUUUCAUAUAGGGCAGAACUUGAUUCUAGAUUCAGACAUGUAUUUUCUCCGUGUUGAGGAGCAUAAAUUGGAGGAAAUAGGGACUUCCAAUUGGCAUAAAGCUUGUUAUGUGCCAGUAAAAUCAGAUGCUUUGGUUGUUGGAUUUAGAAGAUGGUUGAACAAGUAUGCAGGUGGUCGAGUUGAUUGGGGAGGCAAAUAUUCUGGCUCCCUUCCUCCGCUGCCUCCUAGAGAACAGGUGUUUGAAAGAUAUUGGAGCCAUGUGGUGAACUGCAAGAGCUGCAAUGGUGCAUAUAAAGCUCUAAACAUAGUUGAGGUGAGUCUUCAGGUCAUCUCCAUUGCUGCAAUUGGAGCUUUGGCAUUGACAAAGCAGAAUGUAAUUUCAGCAGCAGUCAGGGCCACCAUUGUCACCAUUGCAAUGCUCUGUUUUGCUGCUUCAAAGUGGUUGUCCCAUUUCAUUCACAAAACUUUCCACUUCCAAGACUACAAUCAUGCCCUGGUUUGACCCUUUUCUUCCUAUUUUUCUUCAUUCUAGAACUCGUGUAAUUUAUCUUGUACAUAUCAAAUGGAUCAAAUUUGAAUUUGAGAAAGCUAGAUAGUUUGGGGAUUUUUUCCAAUGAAAAUAUAUGUUAUAUUUCUAGA